GUGAGGAGCUGUGCGGGGCGUCUCAUAGACCUCAGGAGAAAGCAGUCCUGGGCGGUGCCCCUGGACCAGAGGAGGCAAGGCCGUGACCCACGGGAGCGACGCCACGUAGCACUAACCCUGACCGACGCCAGGAGGCCCCCUAGAAACACCGAGUCGCCAGGGCGACUGCAGCCUCAACAGGGAAAGAAGAUGCUAAUUAAAGUGAAGUUGCUGACUGGAAAGGAGAUUGAGAUUGACAUUGAACCCACAGACAAGGUGGAGCGAAUCAAGGAGCGUGUGGAGGAGAAAGAGGGAAUCCCACCACAGCAGCAGCGGCUCAUCUACAGUGGCAAACAGUUGAAUGAUGAGAAGACAGCUGCUGACUACAAGAUUCUAGGUGGCUCUGUCCUCCACAUGGUCUUGGCUCUGAGAGGAGGAGGUGGCCUUAGGCAAUGAUGAGUCUUCCCUCUACUUUACCUCCUUUACCCUAUCGCUCCUAAUGAAGCAUAUGUUCUCUCACUGGCUGGGACGCCCAAGCCAUCGCCCUCUCUCUUGGCUGCCCAGUCUUGUGUGUCUACUGGUGGGAGACUGUGAGGACCCCGGGAUGCAGUGCUCUUGGCCCAAAGGGCCUUCGCUGGCUAUUGGGUUUUAGUUUGCAGUCCUGUGUGCUUCCCACUCUUAUGGCUGU
Fukomys damarensis (Damara mole-rat) is the source of this 667-nucleotide messenger RNA. RefSeq names its product NEDD8-like. The transcript has 2 exons. The coding region runs from base 190 to 435 and encodes 81 amino acids. Gene Ontology annotation, biological process: regulation of proteolysis; modification-dependent protein catabolic process; protein neddylation. Gene Ontology annotation, molecular function: ubiquitin protein ligase binding; protein tag activity. Lineage: Eukaryota; Metazoa; Chordata; Mammalia; Rodentia; Bathyergidae. The record is from RefSeq and is a predicted model, not a curated record. Gene Ontology annotation, cellular component: nucleus; cytoplasm.